AAUUCUCCAGGAGACCAUAUUCCAGGAAAGGAGAAGAAAAGGAUUGUGAAGAUGAAGAGAAACAAGAGUAUAUCUCUUCUAUUUUUCAUAUUUGUCAUAAUGGCUGCCUUUACUAUGUUAGCCAUCAUUGUGGACGCAAGAAAGCAACACAGCAAGAAGAGCAAACCCAGUAAGCAUCUCAAAGGUUCAGCUAAUAUUCCAGGCCCAGCACCAGCCCCUCUUCCUCACCGUGUUUCAUAUCCUACCCAAUCGAGCUUUUUCAAUAUUUUGUCAUUUGGAGCCAAGGGUGAUGGAGUUUCUGAUGAUUCUAAGGCCCUUCUAUCUGCAUGGAAAGCUGCCUGUGAGGUCCCUGGAGCUACAGUAGAAAUCCCAGCAGAAUUCAAGUUCCUUGUCAAGCCCAUAACUCUUCAAGGUCCAUGUGUGCCUCACCUUGUUCUUCAGAUUGAUGGAACUCUCUUAGCUCCUCCAGAAGCGGGUUCAUGGCCUAAAUCCAGCCUGUUUCAAUGGCUUAACUUCAAGUGGGUGCAUGACUUCACUAUUCAAGGUACUGGCACUGUCAAUGGUCAAGGCUUCGAUUGGUGGAGUCCCUCUAGUGUCUAUUUUAUUCAGAAGAAAUCCAAGCACAUUCCUGAUAUGAGACCAACAGCUUUGAGAUUUUAUGCUAGCUAUAAUGUCACAGUUCGAGACAUUGAAAUUGUAAAUAGCCCACAAUGCCAUCUGAAAUUUGACAAUUCAAAGAGGAUCAAGGUUAACAAUAUAACCAUUUCAUCACCUGAGAAUAGCCCCAAUACCGAUGGAAUUCACCUGCAGAACACACAAGAUGUAGAAAUUCAGCAUUCUAGUAUUGGAUCUGGAGAUGACUGUAUAUCCAUACAAACUGGUUGCUCCAACAUCCAUGUUCAUCAUAUCAACUGUGGUCCAGGACAUGGUAUAAGUGUAGGAGGACUUGGGAAGGAUAAAAGUGUUGCAUGUGUCUCCAAUAUCAUUGUGGAGAAAGUCUCACUGCAAAAUACUCUAGCUGGAGCUAGAAUAAAGACAUGGCAGGGAGGGAUUGGAUUGGUGAAGAACAUAUCAUUUUCCAACAUCCAAGUAUCAAACGUCAAGUACCCCAUAAUAAUAGAUCAAUUCUAUUGUGACAAGCAUAUCUGCAAGAACCAAACAGAAGCUGUAGCAAUUUCUGGUGUUAGAUAUGAUCAAAUAAUUGGGAGUUACACAGUGCAACCUAUUUAUUUAGCUUGCAGCAGUAAUGUGCCAUGCAUAGAUGUUGAUCUGAUUAAUAUUCAGUUGAAACCCUCUCAAGGAUACACAAGUUUCAAGCAGGCUUUGUGUUGGAACUCUUAUGGGAAAUCGCAAGCACCCCUUGUUCCUUCAAGUAUAGAUUAUUGCUUAAGAAGGGAUGGUGGCUUUUUUAAGAGAACAUCAAGGUCUUCGCACGAGCAUGUGUGCUAG
Hevea brasiliensis (rubber tree) is the source of this 1449-nucleotide messenger RNA. RefSeq names its product polygalacturonase At1g48100-like. The coding region runs from base 52 to 1449 and encodes 465 amino acids. The record is from RefSeq and is a predicted model, not a curated record. Gene Ontology annotation, biological process: carbohydrate metabolic process. The transcript has 8 exons. Lineage: Eukaryota; Viridiplantae; Streptophyta; Magnoliopsida; Malpighiales; Euphorbiaceae. Gene Ontology annotation, molecular function: polygalacturonase activity.